UUAAUUAAUUCAUAGUGUACUAUCCUCUUCACCACCUUCUUCUACCCUCACUCUCUCUCUCUCUCUCUCGCUCGCUCGCUCUCUCAUUCUCUCUGUUUGCGAUCUGAUUCGGUUCCAUGGCUUCCACUCUCGGCGACAAUUUCAGCCUCCUCUCGCCGAAACAGCAAGAGCUGGCGAAGAUGCUGUUGGAUAAUGGCCAAGAGCACGUGUUUCGUGAUUGGCCGGGUCCCGGCGUCGACGACGACAAGAAGAAAGCGUUCAUCGAUCAGGUGACUCGGCUGGAUUCUAGUUACCCUGGCGGCUUGCAAGCUUACAUUAAAAACGCUAAACAACUCUUAGCUGAUUCUAAGGCUGGCAAGAAUCCUUUUGAUGGCUUCACACCUUCGGUUCCAACGGGUGAAACCUUGACAUUUGCCGAUGAGAACUUCAUAAAAUACGAGGAGGUGGGUGUUCAGGAGGCUCAGAAAGCUGCCUUUGUUCUUGUCGCUGGCGGUCUUGGGGAGCGCCUUGGAUAUAGUGGGAUUAAGGUUGCUCUUCCUGCGGAAACCACUACUGGGACAUGCUUCUUACAGCAUUACAUUGAAUAUAUAUUGGCACUUCAAGAAGCCAGCUCACAAGGUAAAAACCAGACACAGAUUCCUUUUGUUAUUAUGACAUCUGACGAUACCCAUGGGCGUACCUUAGAAUUAUUAGAAUCAAAUUCUUACUUUGGUAUGCAGCCCAAACAAGUAACGCUUUUGAAGCAGGAAAAAGUUGCAUGCUUAGAAGAUAAUGAUGCCAGGCUUGCAUUGGAUCCUCAAAACAAAUACCAAAUUCAGACAAAACCACAUGGCCACGGAGAUGUGCAUUCUCUUCUCUAUUCCAGCGGUAUUCUGAAAGUAUGGAAUGAGGCUGGGUUGAAGUGGGUUCUCUUUUUUCAAGAUACAAAUGGACUUCUCUUCAAGGCAAUUCCAUCAGCACUAGGCGUAAGUGCUACUAAACAGUACCAUGUCAACUCUCUUGCUGUACCUCGGAAAGCAAAAGAAGCCAUUGGUGGAAUUACCAAACUCACUCACUCUGAUGGGAGAUCUAUGGUCAUAAAUGUGGAAUACAAUCAGCUAGAUCCUCUUCUGAGAGCAAGUGGAUACCCUGAUGGAGAUGUCAAUGCUGAGAAUGGCUACUCUCCCUUUCCAGGAAAUAUAAACCAAUUGAUUUUAGAACUUGGUCCUUACAUUGAAGAACUCUCAAGAACAGGAGGUGCUAUAAAGGAGUUUGUUAAUCCAAAAUAUAAAGAUGCCAGCAAAAAUGAAUUUAAGUCCUCAACCCGACUAGAAUGUAUGAUGCAAGACUACCCAAAAACACUUCCCCCAUCAGCCAGGGUUGGAUUCACAGUGAUGGAUGCUUGGCUUGCUUAUGCACCUGUGAAGAAUAAUGCUGAAGAUGCUGCCAAGGUGCCAAAAGGAAAUCCAUACCAUAGUGCAACAUCUGGGGAAAUGUACAUCUACCGUGCGAAUAGCCGUAUUCUCAAACAGGUUGGUGUCCAAGUAGCUGAUCCAGUAGUGCAGGUUCUCAAUGGGCAAGAGGUUGAAGUUUGGCCCCGCAUCACUUGGAAGCCAAAAUGGGGUCUGACCUACUCUCGGAUCAAGAGCAAAGUUAGGGGAAAAAGCUCUAUUUCCCAGAGGUCUACUCUGGCGAUUAAGGGUCAGAAUAUUUUUAUUGAAAAUCUGUCCUUAGAUGGGGCUCUUAUCAUUGAUGCCGUUGAUAAUGCGGAGGUUAAUGCAAGUGGUUCAGUUCAGAACAAAGGUUGGACCCUUGAAACUGUCGACCACAAGGAUUCGAAGGAGCCUGAGGUAUUGAGAAUCAGGGGUUUUAAAUUUAACAAAGUUGAUCAGCUAGAAGCAAAAUACACCGAGCCUGGCAAGUUUACCCUCAAGCCUUGAACCUGCAUCUGCUCUUAAGAAAUUUUGGCCUCUCAUCUGUAAGUGUUGUUAUGAACUGGGUUUGGGAGUGCCUUUCUGGUAAUAACGUGUGCUCAGCAGUUAAGAGUUUUGCAGGUCUGCUUAUUGCACUUUUUUUUUUAGUUUAAUAUUUUUUGGAUGACUGGUUGCAAGUCUUUAGUAUUUUGGUUCAAAAAUUUUGCAACCCCCCCACCCCCAAAAUCUUCCUCCUCCUCCUCUGAGCAGGGAAAUUAUUCUUGCAUUUCCAGCUAAUUGUAAAAAACCCAUAAGCUCAUCUGAGUUGGACCCCCUUCUAAUUGAGCAUGUUAGUUUGCACAUGGAGAAUGGGUGAUGUAAAGAUAACCAGGGCAAAAGGCCUUGCUGAUUGUUUCCCAUCCAAUAUAUUACCAGGGACAUUUUAUGCAGCAAUAUUAUCAGUUUGAGACAAGCAA
Molecule: messenger RNA, 2368 nt
Organism: Arachis ipaensis
Lineage: Eukaryota; Viridiplantae; Streptophyta; Magnoliopsida; Fabales; Fabaceae
Gene: USP
Product: UDP-sugar pyrophosphorylase
Biological process (GO): UDP-N-acetylglucosamine biosynthetic process
Molecular function (GO): UDP-N-acetylglucosamine diphosphorylase activity
Source: RefSeq, a predicted model, not a curated record